UUCCGUUAUGUAGAAAAUGCGUAGUAACCGUGUAGAGUUAAUUAUAGACUAUUGUUUUUUUCGGUUUGACAACACAUUGUACCGUGUGCUGUUUUGUUGCUCUUGCUAAAUAAAGUUGCUAACAACAACCCCACACACACACACGUACACACAUACGAACACACGAAUGUGCUGCUGCGAAGCAAAAAGUGUAGCUUAAAACGGUCGAAAUAUUCAGUGAAAACUCAGUAUAAUCGUAUAAUCGAAGACGAAGUCCGACUCAAAUUUUUUAGAGUGUUUAGUGGUUUAGUGUCAGAGUGCGUAAGGCAUACAGUGACCAAGAGAGUGAGAAAAAGUGGAAGUGUAAAGAGUGCAAUGACAACGUCGACAGUUAAGCGAUGCCGACGAUCGUCGCAAACGACGAGCGGUGAUGCGGUUCCCGCUGAGGAUGUCGAUGAUGAUGUGAUGACCGAUACCAACAGUCCCAUGCACACCAGCAACAGUCUGUCCAAACGGGACUCCGAGGAGGAUGCCUGGGCAUCCAAGGGCUACAACUACAUCAAUCCCUUCGUGCAUCGCCUCGAAAUCGACAGUCACAUUGAGGUGGCCAAGAUCUAUGUGCUGACGGUUCUGUUGCUUCCCAUUCGUGUGGUCGGAUGCGUGCUCUCCCUUCUCUCUGCGUGGAUGUUCGCCUGCAUUGGGCUCUAUGGAAUGACGCUGGAUGAUCUCAAGGCUAAGCCGCUCUCCGGCUGGCGCAAGCAAAUGCAAUACAUGACGGCCAAGGCCAUGCGCAUGCUGUACACCUCGGGAUCUUUUCACCACGUGAGCAUGAAGGGGACACCGGCGACACCAAAGCAGGCACCCAUUCUGGUGGUGGCACCGCACUCCUCCUACGUGGACUCCAUUCUGGUGGUGGCCACCGGCCCCCCCUCGAUAGUGGCCAAGCGCGAGACGGCAGACAUACCGCUGCUGGGGCGCAUCAUAAACUACGCCCAGCCGAUCUAUGUGCAGCGCGAGGAUCCCAAUUCCAGGCAAAACACGAUACGGGACAUUGUGGACCGGGCCCGCUCCACAGACGAUUGGCCGCAGGUCGUCAUCUUUGCCGAGGGCACUUGCACGAAUCGCACGGCUCUGAUCAAGUUCAAGCCGGGCGCCUUCUAUCCGGGCGUGCCGGUGCAGCCAGUGCUGCUCAAGUAUCCGAAUAAAUAUGACACCUUCACCUGGACCUGGGACGGACCCGGAGUCCUACGUCUCCUUUGGCUGACGAUGACUCAGUUCUACAAUCGCUGCGAGGUCGAAUACCUGCCCGUCUACCAGCCAAACGAAGCCGAGAUGGCCGAUGCCAAUCUCUACGCCAAUAAUGUGCGCGAGGUGAUGGCCAAGGCUCUGGGUGUGCCCACGUCGGACUAUUCAUUCGAGGAUGUGAUCAUAAUGAGUCGGGCCCGUGACAUGAAGAUUCCCUUCCCCGGCGACAUUGUGGAGAUCGAGCGGACCAUCGAUCAACUGGGACUGCUGGAGAGUACACGGGAUGCGGAGUUGUGCGCGAAAUACUUGAGCUUGUCCAACACGGACAAGCUGGACAUCAUCACCUUUGCGGAGCUGCUUCAGGUGGACCUGAAGAACCCGAGUUUGCACAAAUUGUUUGCCCUUCUGGAUCAUCGUCGUCGUGGCACAGUCUCGCUGAAAAGUUUUCUCCUGUGCUCGCUCUUCAGCAAAUUGAAAAACGCCGACCUGUCGACCUUUCUACGGGCACUGAUCAAUCUUUAUAGCGAGUCGAGUGAGAAAAUCAGUAGGGACAGCUUCGUGCGUCUGAUGCGGCAUGCUGGUGGCAAGCUGAACGAGCAGAAGGCCCAGGUGCUCUACUAUGCGCUGGAUACCGCCAACAUCGGCUACGUCUCCUUCGAUUCCUUUGUAGAGUACACGGAAAAGCAGUCGAACUACAAGUUUCUCUACCACAAAUCGGAGCACAUAAGAAGAUCAAAGACGACCGUCGCAAGCAACCCCAACUAAAGCUGGACCUUUAAGUUAUUUCAAAAUCUAAGCAAGAAGUAAGAAGCAAAAAGUUGAGAGCAAAAUACAGCAUAGGAAAUACGUAAGGAGUUUGAAGAAUGUUAGAGAAAAGCCCAACCAACAUAAGCAGAAAGUGUCGAGUGUAUAUUUUUAAUAUUUAUUUACCGUGUAGCGCGUGUCAUGGCACCUAUAAUUUGUACGAUUAUUACCUUAAUUAUUUUUUCUUAUAUUUUUUAUGUUUGUAACAAUGCUCACAGCGGCAAAGAGAUCUGGAUCUGUUAAGCGGCUGGCCUUGUUAUUAUUUAUACAUACUCUGACUCUUAACGCAAGUCAUUUCAUCUUUGUGAUUUUUUUUAUAUACACACAAACAAAAACCCUUACGUUACAUCUAGGCGUUAUAUAUACACUUAAAUAUAAACAAAAACCUAUAUAUAUAUAUAUAUAUAAAUGUCUAUGUAGAGGCAGGCUAACGUCCAACGUAAUGGAUCGGCAAACGAUUGUAUUCGAUUUGCCCAGUGCCCAUUGAAUGUUUUCCAUUGCAAAGAACUCGUUUACAAGUAUACAUAAAAUAUUGCACGGCAAGCCAUAAGUAUAAGACUAUGUACCAUGUAGGUGAGGCACAUCCCAAUGACACAGACCAGACUUGUGUAAUUUCGGAGCCGAAUGCCUCAUUUCGGAUCCCCCACACAGCCCAGCCCUAAAAUGGAAACAAAAUUGAACAACCAUCUAGCACACUAUAAACUAGAAUUUAUGAAAAUUUAACCAUUGAAAAAUCUGUAAGAUCUGUACUGUACUGAUCAUAAAUCCAACCAACUCCCGAAAGGACCAACCCAACUGAAUCGAACAACCACACUUGUUGCUUGAUUUUUAUUGAAAUUGGCUAUUUUUUGCCUAUAUUUAUUCGUAUUGCACUCACCAGAUGGAGACCUUAUUGGAAAACAAGGCAUUGUGAGUGUGAGAAAUAUAUGAAACAUGAAUUACUAAAGAAUUCGGCACUGUGCUAAGAAAAUUUAAACAUCCAUUGAAAUUCUAACAUUGCCAUAACAGAAAAUUCUUUAUUCUGUAAUGUCUAAUAAGAGCUUCAAUGGCUUCAGAGAUAACCAUCCUAUCCGGAAGAACAGGCUAUCAGACCUACCACCAUUAUGCGAAAUCUGUUGUCAACACGGUCUUACGUUCGUUCUCUAGUUCCUAUCCAUAAUAUGGCAGAAGCUACAAUAAUAAUAAUAGUUUCCUGUGCAUUUGUAACUAAUACAGAAAACUUAUCUAGACUUUAGAGCGGCACCUAGCACAGCGCAUAGCCUGAACUUAAACCAAUCACUUCCUAGUUUACCCGAAACAGAGUCUAUGCUAUAAAUGACCAAAAAUAACAACGUGUACUAUGUAAUUGCAAAAGUAAACUGGCCACAAAACAACCAAAUGUAUCCCAUUGAAGGGAUCGCGUCCCUUGCGUCCCUUUCGAAGGAGCCAGGGGCAAGGCAAGGCAAGCAGAACUCCAUAGUUUUUACAUUUUAAAGUAAAACUAACCCUAGGCUAAAUGAUGUUAUUUAUGUGCAAUUAUAAUGGAUAUUAUUAGAAACCUAAGCCGGCGCCGAGAGCAAUCCGAUUGGGAUCAGUAUCGGUCGCGUUCUGUAUUCCACGUCCACCAAAUCGGUUGAGAAAUAUGCUCAAAAAAUAUAUAUAAAUGUGUAUCUGAA
This is a messenger RNA of Drosophila miranda, 3683 nucleotides long. It is a transcript of the gene LPCAT, whose product is annotated as lysophosphatidylcholine acyltransferase. Lineage: Eukaryota; Metazoa; Arthropoda; Insecta; Diptera; Drosophilidae. The coding region runs from base 355 to 1989 and encodes 544 amino acids. The transcript is spliced from 8 exons. The record is from RefSeq and is a predicted model, not a curated record. Gene Ontology annotation, molecular function: calcium ion binding.